GUUCUCAAGAUCCAGCUUUCCGUGUGGUUCAGCCCGAACCGCUCCCAUCCACAACUCCUGACCAGAACGAACCGAACCAUCCGUUACCCACACAGACAGACGCGGCCCAACAGAAUCCUAACCAGGCCUUCGCAGUACCGAGCCUCCGCGUCAGAAGGAGCAGAUUCGAGAGAGCGCUCCGACGCAGAGCGGACCUGCGCGGGUAUCUGUCGACAAGAAGAAGAAGAAGAAAUCAUUAGUCCAGCGUCGAUGAAUUGAGGAGCCACUGUCUUCAAACCAUCCUGCAUUUAACUGAACUUUGCAUAAGAUUGUUUGAGCAAUAAAAUAGAUGAAAAAUGUCUAGUUUGUCAAAUAAUACAGUUCAUACUGAAAUAAAUUAUUUUCACGAGUUAGAACAGGCUUUGCAAAAUCUUAUUCAACAGAACUCUCCGUCAACCUCAGAAGCUAAUGACAUUUCAGUUCUAAGUCAAUCAUUACAAAAUGAUUUAAACAGCACUGAGCAGAAUUCACCUCCUGGUUCACCAGAUCAUAUACUGUAGAAUCUCUAAUGCAAGCAUUGCAUGACGAAAUUGCACGACAACUGUCUGAUCAGGAUCGCUUCAAAUCUCUUCAAAUUCACAGCACAAAUUUGGACCAGACUCCAAUCGGUUUACUUGUUAACGAUUUAAAUAAUUCAUUAUCUGAACUUAGAAACGCUACCGCUUCAGAUGCUGCUGCUGAUGAUGAAUACACUCAAAAUAACACACCUGACACCACGCAAUCAACGCACUCUGAUUCAUUCAGUAUUUUAGAUGAUGUGUUUUUAACGUUACGAACCGCGCGCUCCCCAGAACAAGACCCAGUCUCCUCUCCCGAGGCUGCUUUAUUAAACUCUGCUCCUCACAGCCACAGCGCAAUCCAGCACGGUGCGGGGAUUAGCGCUCAUUCACCUCCCUCCUCCUCCUCCUCCUCUCCCACCCCCGGACCUUCACACGCUCCUUCGCCACCCUCCUCUCCAGGACCUUCAUCCAGUCCAGAUCAAAAUGAAAUAUCUCGCGAAAGAUUUAAUAAUUAUGAAAUCACGAGACGACUCUUCAUUCCCCCGUCUUACGAGCCCCUGAGCCUGGCCGAUUUUUACACUCAAGUCAUGAAUAUUUUGUCAGAAUUGGCUGACUGAACCGCUUCGUUAACAGAGUGGGGUGAUUUUGUUCAGCUGGAGCUUUCAGGACACGGCUCGGCGCAUCACACUGCUUUCGCUGUAGGAGGAGGAGAUGAGCGUGAAAUUUCUGAACAUUUCACUGAUUUUCUCGAUGAAUUAAUCCAAUCAAAUGCGCAAAUUGAAGCCGACGGAACGUUAGAAUUUACCGUUCAAAUUGUCAGAAACCAGAGAGGUGGGUCAAAACGUAAACUCAACAGGACUCUGGAUGUUGAACUUUUACAUAAAAAAGACAGCAUCUUUAUUUCGUUGAAAAUCAGGAAAAUAACACGUUUUUCCCUCGGUUUAGCCCACAUGUCCAACCCCACGUUCACAGACUCGCAGGCUUUACAAACCGCUUUACAAUGGCACGCACAGCUCGGGUUCUCAGUUCACGCACCUUGGCAUUAUCAGACGUAAUUAAAUUUGAACAUUUGAUAAAAAGGAAAAUUGUUGUUUUUUACAGACCUUCCCCAGACGCAUCGUUGACUAUAUUUGAAACAGACUUCUCAGACCGCAGCAGACCGGUUUUCCUGUUUUUAAUGAAUGAACAUUUUUACGGGGUGAAAAAUAUAAAAUGUUUCCUAGGUGUGAAAAACUUUUGCUAUUUCUGCUUCACAUCUUUUGAAAACCAGCACACGCAUCAGUGCAAAGGUUUUUGCGGGGUGUGUAAUCACACCUCGUGUGUUCUGCGCGAAGCAGAACCUGUUAAAUGUGAGCAGUGUCACAGAAUUUGUCGCAAUGCAACCUGCUUUCAGAAUCAUUUGAUCCCCAUAGAAAGACCCACUGUUAAGAAAUUUGUCAGUCAGUGUCAGCUUUACAAACAUUGUCACGUUUGUAAUCAGAUUUACCGAAUCCCUUUAACUGGGCGGUAUGCCCAAAGUCACAAAUGCGCUUCUCGAAAAUGCUCAAUCUGCUCUGAAAAGAGCAGGAUGUGAUGUAAUUCGCGGCAAUCAUUCGUGUUACAUUCAGCCCACCUCGCGUGAUAAAGAUCUCCACAAUAAAAUAAUAUUUUACGAUUUUGAAACCUUUCUGAAUUCAGAAAAGGUACACGUCCCGCUUCUGGUGUGCACAAAGAGCUUGUCAGGGUCCGUUUGGUGUUUGUACGAGCUGGACUGCAUGAGAGACUUUCUGUUAAAUUUUCGAAGGCCUCUGUACACCGGUUACACAUUUAUUGCACACAACGCACGUGGUUUUGAUUCAUACAUCAUACUCAGUUGCAUGACAGAGCUCGGUAUAAUGCCGAGCAUAAUUAUGCAAGGUUCGAAGGUUCUGUGCUUCACAGAUCCUGAUUACAAUUUGAGAUUUCAGGACAGUCUAUCUUUCCUGACGAUGAGACUGAGCGCUUUUCCUCAAGCGCUGGGUUUCCCCGACUGUUCAAAAGGUUAUUUUCCACACACAUUCUCCUCUCUCGAGCAUUUAAAUUACAUAGGAACAUUUCCGGCCGCGUCCUAUUAUGAAGUGGAUAAAAUGCCUCCAGCCCAGGUUGAAAAGUUCAACGCUUGGUACGCUGAAGCCAGUCAGAAAACAUUCCAUUUUGAAAAAGAGUCCAUAUUUUAUUGUAAAAAUGAUGUGGACAUUCUGAUGAAAGGCUGUUUUAAAUUUAGACAGCAGUUUUUUGACGAAACCGGCGUGGAUCCGUUCAAGCAAAUAACAAUACCGUCCGCCUGCAUCAGAGUUUAUCAGAGCUACUUUCUGAAGCCUAACACUCUUGCUAUUCCUAGCCCCAUGGACUACAUGCCUCAUAAAACGUUUUCUAACGCAUCCAUUCAGUGGCUGGAGUGGAUUGCGUACAGUAGAAAAAUACAUAUUGCUCACGCGCUUAACGCUGGAGAGAAAAAAGUGGGAAGUACUUUGUGGAUGGUUUUGCGCAGGUGGCUGAGGUGCACACGGCCUUUGAAUUCCUGGGGUGUUUUUUCCACGGGUGUCCAAAAUGUUUUGCACCUCAGUCCGAGUGUCCGUUAAGACGCGUUCCGUGCGAAACGAUCUACGAAGCCACGAACGAGAAACUGUGCGCUUUAAAAAACGAUCACAAAUUAAAUGUGGAAGUAAUCUGGGAACACGAGUGGGAAAAUAUGAAAAAAUCAGACCCCACACUAGGUCAGUUCCUACAGAAUUACAAUGCGCCCGAACCGUUACGUCCUCGCGACGCUUUACUGUAUAUGGGGGAUGCACCUGCGCGGUCUGGCUGCUUUUCAGCGCACAGCUUGACGAAACGGUGGAAUACAUGGACUUCUGUUCACUGUAUCCCAGUGUGAACGCUGAGGGGGUUUAUCCGAUAGGACACCCUAAAAUAAUCUACAGAGAUUUUGAUGAACCUGAAAACUAUUUCGGGUUCAUCAGAGCGACGGUAGAGCCACCGAGAAAAUUGUUUUUCCCGGUCCUCCCAUUUAAAACCUCGCGCGGCAAGCUGGUGUUCACUCUCUGUCGAACUUGCGCCGAGACAAACAAUCAGCGCACAUCCUGUUUCCACAGCCAGCAGGACAGAGCGCUCACAGGUGUCUGGACAACAGUGGAGUUUAACGCCUCCCUGGCUGCUGGCUACAGAGUGUUAAAGACUACACAGGUCUGGCAUUUUGAGCAAAAGAGUGACAAACUCUUUAUCAAUUAUAUUAAUCGAUUUCUGAAAAACAAACAAGAAAGCAGCGGAUUCCCCCCGGAAGUAACGGACGAGGAGGGUAAACAGAAAUACAUUCACGAUUAUUUCACGCACCAGGGCAUUCAGCUGGGCCAUGAAAAAAUUCAACAGAACCCGGCGAGAAGGCAUAUUGCAAAAUUAUGUUUAAAUAGCUUCUGGGGAAAGUUUGCACAAAGGAGCAAUCAGACACAGACCACCAUUGUGAAAGAACCCGAUCAGCUGUUUGACUUUCUGUUUUCAGGAAAACAUAAAGUCUCCUAUUUUCACUUUCUCAACACCGAAGC
Austrofundulus limnaeus is the source of this 4096-nucleotide messenger RNA. RefSeq lists its product as uncharacterized. Gene Ontology annotation, molecular function: nucleotide binding; DNA-directed DNA polymerase activity; DNA binding. Gene Ontology annotation, biological process: DNA replication. NCBI's taxonomy places the organism in Eukaryota, Metazoa, Chordata, Actinopteri, Cyprinodontiformes, Rivulidae. The record is from RefSeq and is a predicted model, not a curated record.